GGAAACAUCCCACGUGUCCUCGGCAUACCAUUAUCGUUCCGACCUGAGUAGUGUUCUGUCCUAACGAGAACGGAGAUGACGACUCUCGCCGGUCUGAUACGACGGCGUUUCCCAGUUCACCUGAAUUACGGCCGCGAACCGUCGCGUUAUCUCUUGAACCCGAGUCAAGGGAGAACUCGGUUUCUCGGCGGCGAGGCCGAGUCGAAUCGGUCCGAGUUUCCGGUGGAGAACGCCUACGAUAUCUUGAGCGUCUCCGAGACCAGCUCGAUCGCGGAGAUCAAGGCGUCGUUUCGCAGACUCGCCAAGGAGACUCAUCCGGACCUGAUCAAUUCGAAGAAAGAUUCAUCUACUUCGCUACGUUUCGUUCAGAUUCUCGCUGCUUAUGAGAUUCUUUCAGAUUGUGAAAGGAGAGCACACUACGAUAGGUAUCUCUUAUCCCGGAGAACGGUAGUGACGAAGCAAUCUAGACAAGGAGGGUAUACGCUUUACAGGUAUAAAGCGGGGUUGACACUGAGCGAGGAGAUGGAAGUGGUUGAGUGGCUAAAGUGGUACAGAGAAGCAAUACAUGACAUAGUAAUGGAGAAGAGAGUUGCAAGCGGUACAGGAGAAUACUUAGAUGAACUGGAAGAAGAUUUUUACUCAGCUGUCCGAGCGGCGUACUUCGGGCCUGACGUGGAGUCUGUGGAGCUUCUUCCUGAUUGUUUCGAAGCCGAGGAAAGGUCUGUGUACGACACCCGAGAGGUCUUGCACUUGGUGUCGGGACGGGAUCUUUUCGGUAUGGUCUGCUUGGUGGAUAACUUUCUUGAGCUGUCUUCUGCCUGCUCCAAGAAACUGGCUUUGUCGUCGUCGUCGUUUAUGGGUUCAGAGAUUGGUCAAGCUGUUGAGAAAGGAGACCAUGAUGAAAUGAUUGGUCUUCAGAUGUCUCAUAUACAAUCCUCCAGAAAGCAAAACCAUGUUUCGGAUGCGUACAAAGAUGUUCAGCUUCAUGUAUCAGGAAGAGUUGCUGCUACAGCCAUCCGAGUUCCUCCAAAACAAAAUGAAGGUGAUGAUCAGGAUCAGAUACACGUUUUCCUCAAUUCGGAUGAAGGAACUAGUCACGGCACUGAAAAUGAAAGUGGAGCCAAGCUUCUUGUUGGAACUGUAAGUGGUCUUGGGACAAGUCCAGAUGAAGGCUCAUGUUAUGUCUAUGAUGGGAAUGGUGUCAAGACUCAUGUGAUUAUGAAACACAGGACAUUUCUGGUGAGACACUUGCACUGGUACAAGAUUGGGGAGAAGGUUUCUAUUUGCGAGUGUAGAUGCAGUAGAGCAAAACUACCACCAAGCAAGUUCUGGUUGUUUGAGCCACGUUGUGGGUUGCAUGAUGUUGGAGGUUGGUAUAUUGAAACUUAUGGUAAAGAUAAAAAGGGGAGAACAGUCCACGCACAAAGAUUCUGGGAUGGACUUGAAGUAGGCGCUACAUUGGAUGGGAGACUGCACCCUGGUAUAUACUUGCUUACACUAGCCUACCGAACUCUUGAUCUUGAAGAUGAAAGGAGAAGGAAACGUUCAAUAGUGGGGAUCAUCGAGGCGAGGCUAUCUAAGACGUUGGAUUGGUGUAAGAAAUUUUUUAGGAGAAGGUCCGAGUGAAGAUCCAAAAUGAUUUUAAUUCACAUGGAUACAAAAGCCAGUAGCGAACUAAAGCUUCUCCAAAGGUUGGUUGGUUGGUUGGCUACAUGGCGCACUCGCAGAAUCCUAAGCUUAACUUAACAAGAAGAUAACAUGUGUGGGGGUGGGUUCUCUCUCCUGCCAUAAGACCAACAGAGCCGUGUCUUCAUUUUUACACCAAAUGUUGCAGUGUUUUCCUGAUCAAUGGCCAGUGGCCCAGAAUGGGUGGGACUGGCUGGGACAAGAGGCAAGAGGAGAAAUAUAUGGAAUGAUUUGUACUAAGAAGAAGUUGGAUUUGAUAGAGAGUUGUGUUUUCAAAGUGACUCAUGAGUCUUGUACAAUACUUCAGAUCUCAUGAAGCUAGUAGAUUCUCAAGUUUAGCUCUGUUAAAUGUGUGAGUUUAAUUUGUGAUCUGAUGUUAGUAACAUUAAUAAACUUGUUCAGUACUUGUGUUUUAACUACAUAAACUAAAUGUGUGAGUUUAAUUUCUGAUGAAUAUAUAAGGGAAUAUGCGUGAUUGUAA
Molecule: messenger RNA, 2167 nt
Organism: Raphanus sativus (radish)
Lineage: Eukaryota; Viridiplantae; Streptophyta; Magnoliopsida; Brassicales; Brassicaceae
Exons: 5
Coding region: 76-1626 (516 amino acids)
Source: RefSeq, a predicted model, not a curated record